UCAGAUAAAGGGUUGCCUGGUUUUUUUAUUCUGCCAGCACUACAGGAAAUAUUUGGACCACCCGACUGCCAUGUUUUCCAUGGGGAAAAACAAUCGUGUCUAUAACCAUGAUUCGGUGGAGGAAGGCGGAAGGAGCCUAAUACAAAGGGUCAUUAAAAGCCCAAGAACCGCCCCUUCUUCCCGAAGGGAAGAUGCUCGGGUUCCAUUCCGACUGCCGGUCAUAUCCUGUUCUUCUGUACCUUUUUGCCUUCUGGCGAAUUCGCGCCCCGAGGGCCCAGCACCCACUACCACCCAUCAGGGCUGGGCCAUGGCUGCUCCCUGGCGCAGGCCGGCCAAAAUAUUCCCGGCCCCGCCAUGCGGGACACCAAUGAAAAAUCCGUCCCGACCUUCCUUCCCCUGGACCCAGGGAGGAGGACCCCCACCCCCAGUGAGGCCAAUCAAAGUCCUGAGCGGCCCGAGGUCACUCCGCACCAUGGGGGCCAAGACAUCCCCGGAAGUUGCCAGCUCCCUUGACAGGCCCCUCCAAAUAACCGGGCGCCAGUUACUCCCGGCUCCUGGGACAAACACCAACGCGGCCCCAGUGGGGCCUGGGAAAACCAGGGGGUCCUGGAGGAGCACCAGAGGAGGGGCAGCCUCGGCUGCCCAGUGCAAGCCUCCUCCAGCAACACUUCCCAAGCACUCCCAAAUCCGGGAGGAAAACGGUGGGGGACGACGACGAUCGUUUUGGUCGUGUUUUUAAAAGCUUCCGCUCUGCGAAGCGCGGGGAGGCGCGGCUGGGCCAUGCGGAGGCAGAGGCGACGGCAGCGGUGUCACCAGCUGUUGACCCUGGGUGCUUCUAAGCAUUAAGAUCAAGGCUGAGGUAGAAAGGACAGGAAGAAAGUAUGGCUGGACCCACUACUUUGCAAAGUUAGGACUUGCAUGUCCAGAUUUACUCAUCAUCAUGGUGUUGCAUUCCUGCUCACUUUCUUCAGUUAUUCACUUCUUCAUGCUUCAAGCAAAACCUUUAUCAAGGUGAAGGUCAGCACUUCUAGCCAAUGGACUCCAAACAAAACUGCCUGCUGAGCCUUGGACCCAGCAACCAUUUAUUUCCAAAUGCAGAGGAAGCAACUCUUUUCCUAGUAAUGCUGGACACCAUUUUUUUCCUAUGCUGUGGGUCUUUUCAUCGGUGGUAUAAUUGGGGAUCGGUUCAAUAUGCGAUGGGUUCUGUCCUUUGGCAUGGGCUCCUCUGCAGUGGUGGUAUUUUGCUUUGGCACCCUCCCAGAAUGGCUUCGUUUCUAUAACUAGUCCCUGUGGAUUUUGAAUGGCCUGCUCCAGGCCACUGGUUGGCCAUGUGUUGUUGCAGUAAUGGGCAACCGGUUUGGGAAAGCUGGACGGGGAGUCAUUUUUGGUCUCUGGAGUGCUUGUGCCUCAGUAGGCAAUAUUUUGGGAGCAUGCCUGGCGUCUUCAGUUUGGCAAUAUGGGUAUGAGUAUGCCUUCUUGUUCACAGCAUCAAUACAGUUUGCUGGUGGAAUUGUUAUCUUCUUUGGGCUUUUGAUAUCUCCAGAAGAAAUUGGUCUUCCAGGGAUUGAGGAGGAAGAAAGUUCUGAAGAUGACCCUUGUAGACCACUAAUUCACAAUACUGACAGUGAAGAGCAUGAACCCAAGUAUUCAAUCCAAGAAAUAAGUACACUCCAUCGGCCCAAAGCAAUCAGCUUUUAUCAGGCUUGUUGCCUUCCUGGAGUUAUGCUGUAUUCCCUGGCCCAUGCCUGCUUGAAGUUAGUGAAUUAUUCCUCCUUCUUCUGGCUGCCCUUUUAUUUGAGCAACAACUUUAGAUGGAAAGAGGCUGAAGCUGACAAACUCUCCAUUUGGUAUGAUGUUGGAGGAAUUAUAGGUGGAACUUUACAAGGCUUCAUCUCUAAAGCUACCAGCCGUCCUUCCUUGGGCUCAGGGAGGAGGACCCCCACCCCCAGAACCCAUCCAGGUUAAGCCAAUCAAAAUAAUGAGCGUUCCUCGAAAGAGGAACACCAAAAUAUCCCCAGUCCUCACAAUGGUGGCCAAGACAUCCCCCAAAGUUGCUUCCAGAGCUGCCUCUAUCUGUCACCGGGAAGAAGCUCCUCCCCUUGACCAAGCUCUCCACAUUACUGGCCUUUAAUUAUUCCGAGCUCCUGGCAAGAACACCAAAACGUCCCCAGUCCUGACAAGGAGUUCUCCCCGGGGAGAAGAGCCUGCAGCACCCGAACAACCUCCGCCACGCAGUACUGGGAAAACCAGGGGGUCCUCGAGGAGCACCGGAACAUUCCAGCCAGCCUCGGCUGCCCAGUCAAAACCUCCUCCAGCAACACUUCCCAAGCACUCCUCCCAAAUCCCGAAGGAAAACGGUGGGGGACAACAAGGUUCAUUUUGGUCCUGUUUUAAAAACUUCCGCUCUGGAGGGGACUGGGAAGGUGAGGUGAUUGGGCUCUCAAAAUUUCCCCCACAAAGGGAACAAAGCGUUAACUUAGAGAAAUGUAGACAUACAAAUUAGACUUGGGGUAUCACAGGGGGUCCUUCACACAACCCACAGGGUUGUGAAAAAAGCCUUGGGACUGGUGAGGAACCUCUCUAAAGUGGCAACACCUCCAGGCUAAAUCCCCCGAAACAAGUGCGGCCCCUCAGCUAAGCCGGGAGCGGCCAGAGCCUCAGGAAGAAGCACAGACACUUUUCUCUCCCAGACUCUCUUGUCAAGGUGAGGUCGAGUCCUGGAGGCCUGAGGGAAGCUGGGCUGACUAGGACGGCAGCCAGGUCCAGCUGGGUCACUUGGACGUGGCACUGAGGACGUGGCCCUGGCGAGGAUCCAGCUCUGGGCGGCUGCAGAGGCAGUGGAUCCGGGACGCUGCUGGCUGCUGGUACUUGCAGGCAAGGGGAGCUCUUGCCUUGGGGUCCUUGGUCAGAGUCCUUGGGGUUCCUGGUCAGAGGGCACUUCUGAAAGGAAGCUUGAAGAACUCCCCCCCUCUCCAUACAUCAAUUAAAAGAGCUCGAUAAUCAUUCCUCGUUUUAAAAAACACACCUGCAAGGAAGCACCCCACCAUUGAAAUAUAUUAUCAGAACAGGGAAGACAAGAGUUCAUCUUCAGAGGAUGACACUUAAGUAAAAAAAAAGCUUUUACCCUGAAGAGUAAUGUGCAAUGGCUGCAAAACCAAAGAAAAUGUGUAGAGCUCAAAAAAGUACUGAAAAUCAAAAGAAACUGAGAAAAAAGUAACCAGGGGGAAAAAAAAUGCUUCCAAGAAAAACCAAAAGCAUAAAAAAAAAAAAACAAAAAAACAAAAAAACAAAACAACAACUUGCAAAGGCAGAAAGGAGUCUCAAGAUGAAAAUAAAGUCUUUGAAAAAUGAAGAUUGGCAAUGGGAAGCUGUAAAGGGCUGAAAUGCUGAAAAAAAGUGUGCUUGAAUGAGAGGAGGAGCAGUUAAGGGUAAUUAUUCAUUGGAUAUGAGACAAUGACUCUAUUAGCAUAUGUUUGGAUAAAUGGCUCUUCUCACAGUUGCUGCUGGGUGAAGGUUUGGUGUUAAGAUAAUCAUAGGCAAGGAUUAGAGGGCAGAGGGACAGAGGCCAGAGACUAUCUUUGCAGCAGGACGAGGAGGAGAGAAGUUGGUGACUUUGGACAGGGACAAUGGAAGAUACAUCUUUGGGCGAGCCUGUGGCAGUUUGCCUGCUGCUUUCACUUCUCCUCCUAAGGGCCAAAGACUUUUACUUCUCCUGACUCUGUCUGAUCCUAUGGCCUCCAGUGAGCUAAUCCGGAUUUAACAGGAAGUCAUGGCAGUGAAGAACAACCAAGAAAUGACAAUAGAGAUUGUAAAUAUUGAAAACAAAUUGAACAUCGUGAAACAUAACUUAAAAGACACAUCUGGAGAACAGAUUAGGAAUAGAAAACUGAAGAACUGGACUACCUGAACAUUUGGACCAAAAAAAAGAACCUUAAUACAGUAAUGCAAGCAAUAAUUUGGGAAUACUGUCCUGGAAUGCUAGGACAUGAGGGGAAAAUGUCAAAAUAGGAAAAAAAAAUAUCCCCCAAUACCGUCUCAACGAAAUCCAUUGUGGAAAACAUCAGAAUGUUCGUGCUAAAUUUAGAAACCCAUAGAUCAAAGAGAAAAUUUUGGAAGAAACAAAAAAAAAAAUUCAUAUAAGUGAGAACUACAAUUGGAAUCGAACAAGACAUAUCAGCAGCCCCAAUAAAAGACUGGAAAAAACCUACUGAGUGCUGAUUCUGAGAAGGGAGGGCAGAGAGUAGGUGAGCAAAAUAGAGAAAAAAGGACAAGGGGAGGGAAGGAAGACAGAGGAAAAAGAUUGAGAUAAAAGAGGAGGGAGGCCAAUGAGAGUAAGAGGAGGGAAAAAGUUUACAUUAGAAAGAUUUCCUAUAGUAUAUUUAAAAUUUUAUUUUUUUAAUCUUGAAAUUAGUAUUUUUCCAAAUACAUGUAGAGAAUUCAACAUUCAUUUUUGUCAAAGCUUGUGAUUCCAGUGUUUCUCCUUUGCUCCCUCAUCCCCACUCUUCCCAUGACAGCAAGUAAUCUAAGGGAAAUACAACUCUUUUAUGCACUGAAUUGUAAUAGGCGGAGGCUUGAGUUGAUGCACUGAGGUCCCAAGCACGUGAGGCUAAAUAGUAAUUGGACCAUACUCUAUAAAUAUAUAUGCUUGGAGAAAGAAUGGCCCCGCCCACUCUUUGUGCAAGUCCUGAUGUGUGUUGUAUAGGAAAUGACGAUUUUGGUGGGGGGAGGCAGGGGUGUGGAAGGGGAAGCGGAAGGAGAGACUGCUGGCUGGCGUCCUGACACGGCUGCUCGCAUUGCCAUUGCGCCGGCCCUUCAUCUCCAACCCCCUCUGCUAGCUGGCUUCCUGUCACAGCUGCCCAUGCUGCUAUCGCGAUCCUUUUUCACCUCUUCACUUCAAUAAAGAUUGAAGAUUUUUCCCUUAAUCUAAA
Antechinus flavipes (yellow-footed antechinus) is the source of this 4928-nucleotide messenger RNA. RefSeq lists its product as uncharacterized. Lineage: Eukaryota; Metazoa; Chordata; Mammalia; Dasyuromorphia; Dasyuridae. The record is from RefSeq and is a predicted model, not a curated record. The transcript is spliced from 3 exons. Bases 71 to 739 code for a protein of 222 amino acids.